GGCGCCGGGAGCCGAAGUCAAACCGACUGGUCUGGUCCAGCCCCGACUCUCCUCACUCCCACUCCCACUCCCCACCGCCACGCGCGUCGCCGGCUCGCCGCCAUGUGCUCCGGCGACUAAGCGAGGUAGCAUGGCGCUGAGGACGGCGCUCCCGGCGCUCCCCCGGGCCUUCGCGUGCCGCCAGCGGCUGGCCACGCGCGCCUCGUCGGCCCGGGUGGAGGAGCAUGACGUCGAUCGCCCCAACACCCGGAGCGCCCGCCGGGCGUUCGACGGAAGUCCCGACCGGGACGCCGCGGCGGGGGGAAGCUCCGGCUCCAGCCGGGACGCCCUCGUCGAAUGCGCGCGGCGCGGGAUGGGGCGGGAGGCGCUGGGCCAUUUCUCGGCCGCGCGGCGCCACGGCGGCGAACGCGUCGACGGCGCCAUGCUGUCCUGCGCGCUCAAGGCGUGCGGGGCGAUGCCGGGCUGCUGCAGGGCCGCCGGGGAGCAGCUGCAUUGCCUGUGCGUCAAGUGCGGGCUCGACCGGGCCGACGUCGGCGUCGGCACGGCCCUCGUCGACGUGUACACGAAGUGCGGCGGCGUGGAGGAUGCCAGGCUGGUGUUCGAGGGGAUGCCGCAGAGGAACGUCGGCACGUGGACGUCGUUGCUCACCGGUUACGCCCAGGGCGGCGCGCACUCGGACGCCAUGGCGCUCUUCUUCAGGAUGCGCGCCGAGGGGAUAUGGCCGAACCCGUUCACGUUCACGAGCGUCCUCUCCGCGGUGGCGGGCCAGGGCGCGCUCGACCUUGGGCGGCGCGUGCAUGCUCAGUCGGUGAAGUUCGGAUGCCGCUCGACAGUUUUCGUGUGUAAUUCCCUGAUGAACAUGUACGCGAAGUGCGGACUGGUUGAAGAAGCCAAGGCUGUGUUCUGUGGGAUGGAGACCAGGGACAUGGUGUCGUGGAACACGUUGAUGGCAGGCCUUCUGUUGAACGGGUGUGAGGUGGAGGCCCUGGAGCUGUUCCAUGACUCGCGAGCAAGCAUGGCGAAGCUGUCACAGUCGACCUACUCGACGGUGAUCAAGCUAUGUGCAAACCUCAAACAGUUGGCCCUGGCACGGCAGCUCCACAGCUGUGUGCUAAAACAUGGGUUCAGUUCAGAUGGCAAUGUCAUGACAGCCAUUAUGGAUGCCUACAGCAAGUGCGGCGAACUGGAUGAUGCUUUCAACAUAUUCUUGUUGAUGUCAGGAUCGCAGAGUGUCGUUUCAUGGACUGCUAUGAUAGGCGGGUGCAUUCAGAACGGUGACAUUCCUCUUGCUGCCUCACUCUUUAGCAGAAUGAGAGAAGACAAUGUCAAGCCAAAUGAGUUCACCUACUCGACGAUGCUCACAACAUCACUGCCAGUCUUGCCUCCCCAGAUUCAUGCGCAGAUCAUCAAAACCAACUACCAGCAUGCACCAUCUGUCGGAACUGCACUUCUUGCCUCAUACUCAAAGCUUGGAAGCACUGAAGAAGCCCUCUCUAUAUUUGAAACCAUUGACCAGAAGGACGUUGUUGCAUGGUCUGCAAUGUUGUCGUGCUAUUCCCAAGCUGGCGACUGCGAUGGUGCCACAAAUGUGUUCAUGGAGAUGUCCAUGCAAGGCAUGAAGCCAAAUGAGUUCACUAUCUCUAGUGUCAUCGAUGCAUGUGCUAGUCCCACCGCUGGCGUUGACCAGGGUAGGCAGUUCCACGCUGUUUCGAUCAAAUACAGAUACCAGGACGCUAUCUGCGUGGGCAGCGCACUUGUCAGCAUGUAUGCAAGAAAAGGGAGCAUUGACAGUGCUCGAAGUGUCUUUGAGAGGCAGACAGAGAGAGACUUGGUGUCAUGGAACUCGAUGAUAUCAGGGUAUGCGCAGCACGGUUACAGCAAGGAGGCCCUUGAUACAUUCCGUCAGAUGGAAGCUGCGGGCGUCGAGAUGGAUGGUGUCACAUUCCUUGCGGUUAUCAUAGGAUGCACUCAUGCUGGACUUGUACAAGAAGGCCAGCGAUACUUCGAUUCCAUGGUUAGAGACCACAAGAUCAGUCCCACCAUGGAGCAUUAUGCGUGCAUGGUGGAUCUCUACAGCCGCGCAGGCAAGUUGGAUGAAACAAUGGACCUUAUCGGAGGCAUGCCGUUCCCAGCGGGUGCAAUGGUAUGGCGCACACUGCUAGGCGCAUGCAGAGUUCACAAGAAUGUUGAGCUUGGGAAGCUGGCCGCAGAGAAGCUGCUAUCGCUUGAGCCGCUCGAUUCGGCUACAUACGUGCUGCUCUCCAACAUCUAUGCGUCCGCAGGGAAGUGGAAAGAGAGGGAUGAAGUGAGGAAGCUCAUGGAUUCUAAAAAGGUGAAGAAGGAAGCUGGAUCCAGCUGGAUUCAGAUCAAGAACAAGGUCCAUUCCUUUAUAGCCUCCGAUAAAUCGCACCGUCUGUCCGACCAGAUAUACACAAAGCUGAAGGCGAUGACAGCCAGGUUGAAGCAGGAGGGUUACUGCCCGAACACGAGCUUUGUGCUCCAUGACAUGGAACAAGAGCAGAAGGAAGCCAUGCUGGUCACGCACAGUGAGCGGCUGGCUCUUGCCUUCGGUCUGAUAGCUACGCCACCAGGGACGCCCCUUCAGAUUGUCAAAAACCUGCGGGUCUGUGGGGACUGCCAUGUGGUGAUGAAGAUGGUGUCGGCGGUUGAGGACAGGGAGAUCAUCAUGCGAGACUGCAGCAGGUUCCACCACUUCAAAUCUGGUGCCUGCUCUUGUGGUGAUUUCUGGUGAUGUAGAGCAGAACAAACUGACAGUGGAUAUAGCAGACUGGCAAUGCCAUCCACAACAAUGUGACCUGCAAGUAGGCUCUGGAGUUCAUGAGUAUGUGUUGUCUGAAGCCCCAAUAUCAGCUAUACAAAGGUAGAAGCUUAUAGGUAGUGGUUCUUGCCUGUUUGCAGGCGAGUGCAGCACCCAAUGUAGUAUAUGAUCUUGUUCAUCCUGGUGCAUAUCUGUUUUUUGGCUCUGUUAUGGACUCGUCAUUUAUUGGCCUGGAUUGUUGCCUACUUUUUGCCAGAACAGGUGGGUGACCAAACUUUUUGUGAAGUAAUGAUCCCCUCUUACAUCUAUGGCAUGUGGGACAGGCCACCAUUGGCAAUUCAAAUUUUGUGUGAGCCAUGUUUUCACAGCUGUUUGGUUAGAGACCAUUUUUUGUGAAUGCGCUUGCACUUUGAUCAUGAGUAACAAGGGUAAAGUGGUGGUGUAUGACUAGGAAUCCAAACACAAACCUUUUGUUCUCAUCCAUCCAGAUAUAUAGAUUAAAAGAAGUACACUUUGAUUAUGCAAA
Aegilops tauschii subsp. strangulata is the source of this 3305-nucleotide messenger RNA. Its product is annotated as pentatricopeptide repeat-containing protein At2g27610. Gene Ontology annotation, biological process: RNA modification. NCBI's taxonomy places the organism in Eukaryota, Viridiplantae, Streptophyta, Magnoliopsida, Poales, Poaceae. The record is from RefSeq and is a predicted model, not a curated record. Gene Ontology annotation, molecular function: zinc ion binding; protein binding; RNA binding.